This is a messenger RNA of Rhinolophus ferrumequinum (greater horseshoe bat), 609 nucleotides long. RefSeq names its product proteasome subunit beta type-10-like. Gene Ontology annotation, cellular component: proteasome core complex. The coding region runs from base 1 to 552 and encodes 183 amino acids. Lineage: Eukaryota; Metazoa; Chordata; Mammalia; Chiroptera; Rhinolophidae. The record is from RefSeq and is a predicted model, not a curated record. The transcript is spliced from 2 exons.
AUGGAACGGGGGCCCCCAAAACCAUCAUCCUAUCUGAGGACUGAAGGAGCCCGGCAUUCUCAUGAAAGACAUCUUGUGACUACAGAAGAACCCCGAGUGACCGUUGAUGUAGCAAACCAGGGCCACGUGGGUGCGUCUCUGGUCGUGGGCGGAGUAGACGUGACAGGACCGCAGCUCUACAGCGUGCACCCCCAUGGCUCCUACAGCCGCCUGCCCUUCACGGCCCUAGGCUCCGGCCAGGAUGCGGCCUUGGCGGUGCUGGAGGACCGGUUCCAGCCGAACAUGACGCUAGAGGCUGCACAGGGGAUGCUGGUGGAAGCCAUCACUGCAGGAAUCCUGGGUGACCUGGGCUCCGGGGGCAGUGUGGAUGCAUGUGUGAUCACAGAGACCGGUGCCAAGCUGCUGCGAACCCUGAGCUCUCCCACAAAGCCCAUAGAAAGGCCCGGCCAGUACCACUUUGCCCCUGGAACCACAGCUGUCCUUUCCAAGACAGUGGUGCCACUGCCCCUGGAGCUGGUGGAGGAAACUGUGCAGACCAUGGAGGUGGAGUGAAAUAGGCUGAGCCUUAGAGCUUGGAACAAGGGGGAAUAAAUGCAGAAAAUACAAACA